AUGGGCGACGUAGAAAUGGGUGACGGCACGACUGGCGAGCAGUCGAUGCCUGAAGCCCCACCUCCAGUGCCCCUUUUCCUUGCUGCCACACCUUCCACUGCCGGUACACCGGCACACCAACGACAUGCACAGCCAAGCUCUCCACUUCGUGGUGCAACCGCCCGGCGUGCAUUAGGUAUGAGCACACCGAAGAGGACGCCUCUUUUCACUGCAGGAAGCUCCUCUCCAAUGGCAUUUCCUUCUUCUUCACCUACGAAAACACCCCGAAGACGCGACCCAAUUCCCUCAGAUCAGCCCCAGCAGGACUCAGAGCCCCUCAACUUCCCCUCAAGCCCUGCCGCACACGCGACACCCAAGAACCGCCGCGGAGAUAUCCACUCCUCUCUUUCCAUCACGCCCAGCGCCUCCGUUCGCCGAUCUGCACGACGUCUCCAACAAACUCCUGGAGGUCCUACCCUCAACUCUGAUCAUGGCAUCCCACCGUCUUCAGCACCCAAUCUCUCUGUCCAAGCACCGCCAUCUGACGAACCUGACGAAAUUCGCGCCAUCUGGGGAACGACUGUCAACCUCACCGAUACAAUGAAAACCUUCAAGGACUUUCUGAAAGGAUUCAAGCCCAAAUACCGGGUCUCAUACGAUAGGGAGCAGGGUCUUAAGACACGCGCCUUUGCUUCUCCGGAAGAGGGCGAAGUUCUUUUGUACGAGGGCUACUUCAGGAGGAUGCGUCAAACGGGAGAAACGAACCUCAAUCUGGAUGUUGUCAACCUGCUUGCUUAUCCUGCUUCCAAGAAAUUGCAUGGCCAAUUUCUCAAGUACCCGCAGGAGGUUAUACCCGCAAUGGAUCAGGUUUUGAAGGAUUUAAUGCUUGACACUGCCGAGAUGGACCAGCAGGCUGGGAUGGAAGGAAUGGAGGGCAAGGAAGGUGACGAAGAAAUAUCAGAGAUUCUGGGAAGGAUCUACAAAGUUCGACCGUUUGGUGUGCCUUCGGUCAAUAUGCGUGGUCUGAACCCAUCUGACACCGACAAGCUCGUUGCCGUUAAAGGUCUUGUCAUCCGCGCCACUCCAGUCAUUCCAGACAUGAAGGUGGCGUUCUUCCGCUGCUUGACAUGUUCGCAUACCGUCCAAGUCGAGAUCGACCGUGGCAAGAUCGAAGAGCCAAAUCGAUGUCCUCGGGACGUCUGCGCCUCGGUCGGAACAAUGUCUCUCGUUCACAACCGUUGCGAGUUUGCAGACCGUCAAGUCAUCCGUCUGCAGGAAACCCCCGACGCUGUCCCUGACGGCCAGACGCCACACACCGUGUCUCUCAGUGUGUACGACGAACUCGUAGACGUAUCGAAACCCGGAGACAGGAUCUUUGUCACUGGCAUCUACCGCAGCGUGCCUGUUCGCUCCAACCCACGUCAACGAACGCUCAAAAGCUUAUUCAAGACGUAUCUUGACGUCGUCCACAUUAAGCUCGGCACAGGGGGGACCUUGGGGCUCGAUAAGAGCACACGACCUGCCGGCGGGGAUAGGAUUCCAGGCGUCGGUGGUGUCGGCGAUGGGGCCGAUGAUGAUGAAGAGCAGCGGGCAGGCCAGCAGAACCGCAGAGCCGAUCUCGAGAAGAAGUUGAAGGAAUUGAGCCAACGGCCAGACAUUUAUGAAUACCUGGCUCGCUCGCUCGCGCCGUCCAUUUGGGAGAUGGAGGACGUCAAGAAGGGCAUCCUCUUGCAGCUGUUUGGCGGCACGAACAAGAGUGUUGCCAAGGGUGGAGGAGGCGGAGGCCCAAGAUACAGAGGCGACAUCAACGUGCUACUUGUUGGUGAUCCCGGUGUGAGCAAGUCGCAGAUCCUCCAGUAUGUCCACAAGAUUGCUCCUCGCGGUGUAUAUGCGUCAGGCAAAGGCUCUUCUGCGGUUGGUCUGACGGCGUACGUUACGCGCGACCCAGAAACGAAGCAGCUCGUGUUGGAAAGUGGUGCUCUCGUACUCAGCGACGGGGGAGUCUGCUGCAUCGACGAAUUCGACAAGAUGUCAGACGCAACGCGGAGCGUUUUGCAUGAAGUUAUGGAACAACAAACCGUUUCUAUCGCUAAAGCAGGCAUUAUUACCACACUCAACGCCCGAACCUCCAUCCUCGCUGCUGCCAACCCCGUCGGUUCGAAAUACGACGUUAAUCUGCCCAUUACGAGGAACAUCGACCUGCCUCCGACGUUGAUCUCUCGAUUUGACUUACUGUAUCUUGUGCUCGAUCAAGUCGAAGAGAACACUGACCGUAGAUUGGCUCAGCACCUUGUUGGUCUCUACCUGGAAGAUGCUCCUCUGACUGAAACUCAAGAUUUCCUUCCCCUCCAAGAACUUUCCGCCUACAUCGACUAUGCACGGUCCAAAGUCCACCCAAUCAUAACCGAGGAAGCAGGCGCUGAACUCGUCCGGUCCUACGUUGAGAUGCGCAAUAUGGGCGACGACCCGCGAGCGAGCGAAAAGCGUAUCACUGCGACGACACGUCAGCUCGAGUCUCUCAUUCGUCUCUCCGAGGCGCACGCACGAAUGCGCUUUUCCGACUUCGUCGAGCUCCAGGACGUCAAGGAAGCAAGCCGGCUGAUGCGCGAGGCAAUCAGGACGAGUGCUAUGGACCCGAGGACAGGCAAGAUCGAUAUGGGCCUGCUUAAUACGGGUACGGGGGUUGGUCAAAGGAAGCUUAGAGAUGACAUGCGGAAGGAGAUCCUGGCCCUUCUUGAUGGAAAGGCGAAUACCAGGGGUAUUAAGUGGACAGAUGCCUUCAAGCUGCUAGGCGAGCAGAGCAGUGUCAGAGUCGAUGCCGUCGAGUUCACGGAAGUUAUCAAGGGUUUGGAGAAUGAGGGUCUCGUCAAGGUCGUUGGGGAAAGGGAUAAGAGGAUGAUUCGGAGAAUUGAGGGUUAG
Molecule: messenger RNA, 2898 nt
Organism: Cyclocybe aegerita
Lineage: Eukaryota; Fungi; Basidiomycota; Agaricomycetes; Agaricales; Hemipholiotaceae
Source: the annotation of a GenBank genome assembly